AUGGCAAAGGGAUCCACUGUGCUACGAUUCGUGCGUCACGCAACGUACGUGAACUUUCCUCGACCGGAUGACUGUGCCUAUCUGCAUAAACUCGAUGUCUCCGAGCAGUGUGCCUUCGUCGAAAGUGCAGAAGCAUGCGCUGAAAGUCGUUUUUACUUCAACUACAUCCGAUUCCUGUACUGCACGAUCGGAUCGGACCACUACUUCCUGUUUGCGCUGGGGUUCGUCUUCCUGAUGCUCGUGUGUGUCUACUACUUCGUGAUCCUCGGAACGACCGCCGAUCAGUUCUUUUGUCCAACGCUAGCAACGAUUGCGAAGAGCCUCAACAUCAGUGAGUCACUGGCCGGUGUAACGAUACUGGCAUUUGGCAAUGGAUCGCCCGAUUUGUUCACCGCCAUCGCUAAUCCCGAUGCCGACACGGAGCUGAUGUUUUCCGAACUCUUCGGAUCGGCCGCCUUUGUGAUUGGCGUGAUCGGUGGCACGGUCCUACUCAUACAACCGUUUGACUUUGCCCCGUUGGCCAUCUCCAGAGACUUAGCCUUCUUCAUCGGUGGCGUACUGUGGAUUACGUACAAGGCCAACGACGAACGGUUUACGCUGCUGGAUAGUGGCGUCUUGAUUGGAAUUUACGUUGUGUUUCUGGUGCUCGUCGUUUGGGAGUUCAUCGCGGCUAAACGCGAAGUGCAGGGUGCCCGAUCGAGAAUUUCAGUGCAAGGAGGUGUCCCUGAGCUCCACGUUUCGUUUCGGAACAUCCGCGAAAAGGCUGAAAUCAUCAUCCGAUGCCGGGAUCCACAGCCAGCAGCCGGUGUCAGGGAAGAACUUCCACGCCCGGUGGCUGCCGAACAGGACACAUUACCGAAUGAAGGGCUGUGGAACGAUGCCUGGAAACACUUGAACCCAAUCGAUAUGGACGAUUGGUUGGAGGCCGGAUGGUUUAUGCGAUCGUUCACCAUAGCCAAAGUACCGUUCGUCCUGAUACUGCUGCUUACGAUCCCGAUGGUCGAUGUGACGGUGGAACGGGACGGUUGGUGCAAACUGUUGAACGUAUUCCACUGCCUCUCGUUGCCACUGCUGAUGGUGUGGAUUAAUGGCUUUGCUCUCGUCAAGGUGUUUAAAGUUCCGCUCUUAUGUUGGAUCGCCGUCCCGUCGCUUACAUUGAUGAUCAUCGUGUUCUGUACGUCCCGAACCGAUCGUUGCCCAAAGUACCACAAGCUGUUUACGGUUCUCAGCUUCCUGGGUUGCAUUCAGAUCAUCUAUAUUGUGGCACAGGAGGUUGUCAGUCUGCUGGAAACCCUGGGCAUUGUGCUGCAGCUCUCCAAGUCCGUUCUGGGUCUUUCGCUGCUCGCCUGGGGCAACAGUGUUGGCGAUCUGUUCUCGAACGUGGCCCUAGCACGCCAAGGCUAUGGCAAGAUGGCGUUUGCCGCUUGUUUCGGUGGUCCGUUGUUGAAUCUAUGCCUGGGAUUGGGUUUGACGCUGAUAGCAAAAGCCCUACGUGAUCCUAAUCUGGUGGCACAGGUCCGCAAAGGUGUGAUGGGCGAGAACUGUGAGGCGUACCUGUUCCAAAUCCUGGCCACCACCUGGCUGGGUUUACUGUUCACCAGCUUCGAAGGCCGCCGAAGCAUCGGCCUGUCGAUGAUAGUUACGUACGCAGUGUUUUUGAUAUUUUCUUUCCUUGGUGAGUUUGAACUUAUACACCCCUACGGAACGGACCAUCAUCCGGACCCGUUCGCGGAAAGAUCCAACGGCGCCGGCAGAUAA
This is a messenger RNA of Anopheles cruzii, 1758 nucleotides long. RefSeq names its product putative sodium/calcium exchanger 7. Gene Ontology annotation, biological process: intracellular calcium ion homeostasis; monoatomic cation transport; transmembrane transport. Gene Ontology annotation, molecular function: calcium:sodium antiporter activity. NCBI's taxonomy places the organism in Eukaryota, Metazoa, Arthropoda, Insecta, Diptera, Culicidae. Gene Ontology annotation, cellular component: membrane. Bases 1 to 1758 code for a protein of 585 amino acids. The transcript has 7 exons. The record is from RefSeq and is a predicted model, not a curated record.